This is a messenger RNA of Marmota monax (woodchuck), 5795 nucleotides long. RefSeq names its product phospholipase A and acyltransferase 1 (gene Plaat1). Gene Ontology annotation, cellular component: cytoplasm. Gene Ontology annotation, biological process: N-acylphosphatidylethanolamine metabolic process. The transcript is spliced from 4 exons. The record is from RefSeq and is a predicted model, not a curated record. The coding region runs from base 213 to 719 and encodes 168 amino acids. Lineage: Eukaryota; Metazoa; Chordata; Mammalia; Rodentia; Sciuridae. Gene Ontology annotation, molecular function: A2-type glycerophospholipase activity; glycerophospholipid phospholipase A1 activity.
CGUGCCGAACGCAGUGCCUUGAGCUCCUAGCGCCCGCGGAGGGGCGGUCUUCGAGCCCUUGGGCUGGCGUUGGCGCUGGUGGCAGGCCAGUGGGGGUCCACCGCUACGGCUUGGCCUCUUCCGGGUACUGAUGGAGUCGUCCCGGAUUCUCUAGGAGGAGGGUCCGCAACUGCGAGCCAGGGAGAACCCGGGACAUCAGCACCUGCUGCCGGAUGGCGCUUAAUGGGUGCUUCAGUUUGGACUACCAUGGCAACCCCCACCCAGGGGACUUGAUUGAAGUGUUCCGUCCUGGCUAUCAGCACUGGGCGCUGUACUUGGGUGAUGGUUAUGUCAUCAACAUAGCACCUGUAGAUGGCAUUCCUUCGGCAUUUACAAGUGCCAAGUCUGUGUUCAGCACAAAGGCCCUGGUGAAGAUGCAGCUCUUGAAGGAUGUGGUAGGAAAUGACAAAUACCGAAUAAACAAUAAAUAUGAUGAAAUGCACCCCCCUCUCCCUGUGGAUGAAGUCAUGCAGCGGUCAGAGUUUGUUAUUGGACAAGAGGUGGCAUAUGACUUACUGGUCAACAACUGUGAGCAUUUUGUGACUUUGCUUCGCUAUGGAGAAGGGGUUUCAGAGCAGGCCAGCCGAGCAGUAAGUACCAUUGGAUGGGUGACAGCUGCUGUUGGUGCCUUCUCAUUCCUGGGCUUGUUUUCAAAAAGACAAAGAGCAAAAUACUAUUAACAGUUUAUUGAAGAGAUAUUGGAACUGAAGGAAUUUGUGAGGAGGAAAAUAAAAAAAAAAAACCUGGAAUCUUUCAACGCAUCAUUAUUGUUCCAAAUUCUGAUGAUGGAUAGCAGGCUCUUUAACAAAUUGCUUUCUGAUAUUAUCUUAUCAUUGAGCCAAGGAAAUUUCUUUCCCUACUAGCAUAGAUUUGCUGUGGCAGCUGGAACAAAAAGCUGUAGCCUCUGAGUGAGCCAGCAGAGAAUCUUAAGAAAAUCACAUCACAUUUUAUCUUCUACUGUAAAUAUUGUUUUCCAUUUCCUUAAGGGUGGCUAUUUUGCCAGAGGGAUAGAGAACCAUUUCCAGGGGAAAGCAAAGUUAGAACCCCAGAUUGUUAGGUUGACAUGUUAAUUCAUAUUCCUUUUCUUGUGAGAAAAGAAACUGGGAAAUUCUGGUUUGGCAGCUUGAGGACCUGUGAGUGACAAGCCUUUUGAGGGUGUGCCUCCAACUCCCACACUCUGUAGGUGUAGGCGGGUGGGAAGAGCACGGGAGGAGCUCUUCACUUCCCAACUUCAGAUCCAGUGAUUUCUCUGGAAUUCACUUGCUUGUCAAGAGCACAUGACAAUCCAUGAGUGACAUGGGCUGCUAUUUCUACAGUUACAUUUUGAAUGUUUCAGGGGUUUGACAUUUGAACCUUGGCAAGAGGUCAUCAAACGUUGGUUUAAAGUGCCAAAAUUAGGAAACAAUAUCUUGUACUGCUUUUUAAGGUUUGUACUAUAAGCCAAGGAGUGUCAUGAUUUUAUUCUUACAUUUUAUUGGUUAGCUGUUGAAUUUAAAUUUAUUACCAUUUGAGUAGACUUCUUCAUUACUGCAGGUAAGGAAAGGUGAGGCAUAGGUCUUUCUAAGAUGAUAGUGGACACUAUAACUUAUCCCAUAAACCACAUUGCCUCUUUACCUCCUUAUUCCAUCCUUAAAAGCAUGGCAUUAGAUAAAGUAGAUAAAAGACAGUGAAAGUCUUGGACCUAUUACACUGAUUUAGAUGUUACCUCAUGUCCAGAAAUACUGUACAAGCUAAUCACAGGCUUAAGAGUAAUGUCAACAGCAGGGGUUGUGCACUGCAGUCCUGGCCACAGACAUCUAAUCUUUCUUCCCUCCUUUUUCCUUAUGUAACCCUUGGUUUCUCAUGGCACUGGCUCUGUCUCCAGACAACCCCCAAACUUUCUUCCCCCACUGAUCAUCUGAGAAGGUAUGUGUGUCUUCCACCAGGUACAAGAUCCUUUUUUUUGAUGGUGGUUUUGGGGAUUGAACCAGGGCCUCAUUCAUGUGAGGCAAGCACUUUACCAUUGAUCUAUACCCAAAGCCCUUCUUAUUUUGACAGUGUCUCACUACAUUGUUCACACUUGCCUUGAAUUUGUGAUCCUCCUGCCUCAGAUUCCCCAGUAGCUGGGAUUAUAGGUGUGUGCCACCAUGCUAAGCCCUUUAAUUUUUAUUCUAAAUUCAGGUUUCUGCUUCUUUAUGUCCUACUCCCAAGAAAUAGUCAAUGAAUAGACGCUUUCUAGAGCUAUUGAAUUAAGGUGAGACUGGCAGCAGCUUGUUACCUUUCCCCAUUUAAGGCAAUUGAGCGAGAAAAUUCAGAUUACUAAAAUUCAUGAUGAAAAAGGAAAUAUCAUAAUGGACACUACUGAAAUAAGAAGAUAUUUAGAAACUAUUUUGAAAUUUUAUACUCCGGUAAAAUGGAAAAUCUCAAAGACAUUAACAAAUUUCUAGAGACAUAUACUCUACCCAAACUGAAUCAGGAGGGCACACACAAUUUAAACAGAUCAAUUUCAAACAAUGAAAUAGAAGAUGCCAUCAAAAGCCUACCAACAAAGAAAAGACUAGGACCAGAAGGAUUCUCAGCCAAGGUCUAUGAGGCCCUCAAAGAAGAAUUAACACCAAUACCCCUCAAAUUAUUUCAUGAUAUAGAAAAGAAGGGAACCCUUCCAAACUCAUUCUGUGAGGCUAGUAUCACCCUAAUACCAAAACCAGACAAAGACACAUCAAGGAAAGAAAACUUGAGACUAAGAUCCCUGAUAAACAGACAUAAAAAUUCUCAAUAAAAUUCUGGCAAAUUAAAUACAAAAACAUUAAAAAGAUAGUGCACCAUAAUCAAAUGGGGCUUAUUCCAGGGUUGAAAGGUUGAUUUGACAUCAAUCAACGUAACUCAUCACAUCAAUAGAUUUAAAGACAUGAACCAUUUGAUCACCUCAAUAGAUGCAGAAAAAGCAUUUGACGAAUACAUGUUCAAAACACAGGGCCAAUCUUAACCCAAGGAAGGGAACCUGGCUUUUGCAGAAUUACAACAUUGGUGAGUGAAAGAGGAUGGAGUUAAUUUCCUGAGGGCCAAAAGUCAAAUCUUUCUAGAGCACCCUGGAGGUCUCUGCUCCAAAAGAGAGUCCUAGCUGUGCAGAAUAAAGCCACAAAUGCACUUUUGAAUUCAUGGAUUGAUAAUGUCAGAGGUGACAGUGUUCCUUCUCCUUAGAAGUUAGUUCACAGAAUUAAUCAUGGUUUCCCCAUAAAAAGGUCCCUUCUUGGGGACAAGCCACCUGAGGCUACCUACCUUGUUUUCCUGCAGGUCAUCAAGGCCAUCAUUUGCUGUGUCAUCAUGCUUAUCAUGCUUUGAUCAAACUUUUUUUCCCCUAACAUAAUUAAACCUUCCUUUGAACGUAUUUUUGGCAGUCAGUUAUGGAGUUUAAUUUUUCAUGUUCCAAAAAAGAAAUGUGAAAUAAGGAUCACCACCCACCAGAUCCCUAAUAGAUUGUUAGUAAAACUGAAAAAAAGCAAACAAAAAAAAAACCAGACUGUACUUGUAUUGAAAAUCAGGAUUUUUUAAAAAAUAUGUUUAUGCUCUCUAAAUGUUAUACUGAUAUCAAUUGAAUCUUUUCAUUCUAAAAGUCAAAAUACUAAAUAUAGAUGUCAACUCAAGGAACCUGGGCUACCAUAUAUUUAGGUUAACAUUACAUUUCCUAAUCAUAAGCUAAAAUCUCUUUUCAAAAAAUAUUUGUAUGUUGUUGUUAGGCAAUAAAUUAGACACAUUUUGAAAAUGAUCUCUCUCCAAAGAGCUGUUAAUAGGAGGAAAAAACAACAACAAAAUGUUGAGUUUAUUUUUAUGUAAGAAGGUUUAUUUGUGCUACUGGUUGAGUAACAUAGUUUAUAAUGCUAUUUACAGGAGGAAAUUGCUAAAAUAUUGAAAAAAAUUGUCAGUCCUAAAGAUUACAGAUCGUAAACUCAGGGCUAUUUCAUAUUGAAUCCAUAUAUCAUGAUAUUAGGCACACAUUUGACAAUUAUGGGAUGGAACUGGUUUUAGUUAACCAGCAAUUAGCUUUGCCUAUGGUCUGUUGAAAAUCUGUUCAGUUGGCACAAUUAGAUUUAUUAUUCUAAGGAAAACCUAGUAGGUUAUUUCAAAUAUUCACCAGAAAUAAAUUUCUUCCUCUGAAAAAUAUACAUUUUAUAUAUGCACAUUUAUCUAUGUAUGUGUAUAUAAGUAGAUAGGGCGAAGGAUAUAUUUGUAAAGAAUGUACCCUUCUUGUCUUUCAUGUGCAUUUGGAAUGAUUUAUAUAAUUAAAAGAUGAAGUAGAGCAUAAGGUCAUCUGGAAGCCAGAGGAUUUUCAUGGGUCCCUUUCUUAGGGUUGUUUAUAAGACAAGUGAUGUUGAAUUUGGCCUGUCUUUUUUUUUUCACCCAGAACUUACUUGAAGUUUUGGUGUGUCAGUAAUAAAUCAAAGCACCAGGCUUUCUGAGGUGAAAAGCACAUUUUAACAGCCUUCCAUUAUUUUGGGGAUCUACCAUGGACCUUCUAGCUCAAUACUUUGGGAAUUGUCAAACUUUGGUGGAGUUUGCUUAGGUAUUAGCUAUGCCUGUGCUAAGAUUAUAUGCAAUUAACACAAAUCUCUGCCGUUCUCCACUUCCACAUGACUCUGGCUUACUACAUAGUUAGGGUUGAAUUUUCUGAAGUAAAUGUUAAUACUUAUUUCUAUUAAAACCAUACAGUGAAGCAAAAAGGAGGAAUUUAGUUAUCUUGUAAAAAGAUAUGUACAUAUAUAUAUAUAUAUACAAAUGAAUGUAAGAUUUAAAGAAACUUGUGUGAUAAUUAACAUAUUGGUAAAACUUUCAAAGACCAAAUGUUUCCUUAGCUUUUCUUUAUUCUAUUGAUGUUUGUACUUCUAAUUUUAUUAUCCUAAGAGCUGUGCAUUUUAAACAAUACAAUAUGAAUAAAGCAUAUUAAAAUGAUAACCCAAGAAAUGCAUUUUUUUCUCCCAAUAGGAAAGGAUAUAGUCAAAAUAGAUAAAUUCAAGGUCCUCUGUUGCAAGGCUAAGUGCACUGAGAAAUGUGCUUCAGAUGAUCAGAUGGACAGCAAAAAGAAAAGGGUACAUUCUUUUCACCUUCCACAUGUUUUAGUUUGGAGGAGGGUGAUGCUGCUCAAUGCGUAUAACAAUUCCAAUUAGAGUCUGGUCCAAAAAUGCUGUUCUUUGAUUUGGUCCCCUGAUUUGAGUUUUUCUUUUGGGACCAGUUCAUGGUUUUCAUAGCCUUUGUUGAUGUAGAAUCCAUUUUUACCAUCACUUGCAUAGUCCGUCCUAUUUAUGGGGGGCCAGGUAGAGUCUUCUGCCAGCUUUUUUUGCCAGGUCCUAUAUUGACUUUUAGAGUAGAAUCCAAAUACUUUCUUGAUCAACAGCCAGAACGCUCGAUUCUGAAGGAUGGCAUCCUGGAAAAUUAGAUGUGAAAAACAGUCAAAUCACUGUGCAGUCUCCGUGCAGCCAGGCAGCUCCCCACACUUCCCCUGGGUUGUGCUCCUGGCGGCUGCUGCUGCUGCUGCUUCUCCUCCCUGAGGUCCCCUUAUUCUUCCUUUAAGAAGUAAAUGGUUGCUUCUGUUCACAGUUACCUGCCGAAAGCAUACGGCCUUUCACCUAUCCAGAUUUUCUGGUUAAAUCCUGGCUAGUGACUCACUCAGGAUUCCUUUUCUGACAGACUGAAAUGAUAGCAAUAUAUAGAAAUGGGAAACCCCUAUUAAUCCUGCUACUUACUACCAGCCACAUACAAGGUGCCAAAUAAAUGCAUGUUGA